This is a messenger RNA of Nematocida minor, 1587 nucleotides long. RefSeq lists its product as uncharacterized. The record is from RefSeq and is a predicted model, not a curated record. Lineage: Eukaryota; Fungi; Microsporidia. The coding region runs from base 1 to 1587 and encodes 528 amino acids. The transcript has a single exon.
AUGAAAGAGGUUAGCCUGGUAAUAGACGUAGAAAAAAUAGUGCAAGCAUGCAUUUCCAUUAAUGAUAAAAACUCAAAGAUAACUAUUGGAUUUAACAGCUCGAGAGAGCACGCUGCCAUACUAGACCACAUACUUGACGGCAAUCUAAAAAUAGAAAGUAAGAACAGUGCUGAAGAAAAGGAGGUCAUCUUAAAUACAGUCAAGAAGGAGAUGUACCAGCACCUCAUAUACAAUGAGUACACAGCAUACAUUAUCCGCGCUUUAGAUGAUGCAUUAAGAACUAAAGAAGAGAACUUAGUUAGAUGUAAUUGCAUUCGUCUGCUCAAUGAAAUCAUAAAGCCAAACACUCUUAUAUACAACCCAAGCCACGGAAUACAGAGGAAGUGCAACAAGAAUGAGGCUCUGGACGGUAUAGGCCCAGAGAAUGACAACCCCGACCUAAGCACCCGGACAUGCACACUGCUGAUUGAUGAUGAAAAGUUCUCGAGCUUGGAAAGCCUGCUCCAUUUUACCACAGAUGGCCUGAAAAGAGAGAAUUUUCGUAACACUGAAUAUUUUUCAAAUUUAAAGCACAAGCUGAAAAACUUCCCUUCUGUAACUCUCUACACCCUUGAUCAACUGUACAGCGAAAAGUAUGAAGGCACAGAGGUGCCUCUGGUGGAUUGGGGACUGAGCCUUAUCCAUGCAAAUUAUUAUAAAAUUGAGCCGUUAAACAGCCUAAUCGAGCAGAUAAAGGUGAUUGUUGAUAAAAAUCAAAAGGAAAUGAUUGAAAAAGAGAUUCACGAUGUACUUGGCUCUGGCGGCCUGGAAAUAGUUGCUUCUAUUGUUGAAAAUCUAGAAAAAAUUAGACAUGAAAAAAAUAUAUACAACCAAACAAUCAAAGCAGUAGAAUACAUGGCAAAUAACAGUCUAUUCUUGGACCCAGCAGAUGGAACAAACAGAUUGGAGAUAGAUCCUAACUUAACUCGUUUCUAUGAGAAAUACAUAAUCAACGGAGGCCUAUUAGAAAAGAUAAAUGAAAAAAGAGAUAGCAUAGAUAAAGAAAUAGAAAAUAAAAAGGAAGCCCUUGAAAAAGAAAAAGGCUGCAUAGAAAAAGACACUUGUAAAAAAGAGGGGGAGGUGAAUAAAUCAGAUGCAGAGAAAAGCCCCCAAGAUAUAAAAAAGAGCAAAGAAGAGAUGGAAAAAAUAAAAUGCAACAUUAAUAUUCUGGAACACGAAAUGUAUUUUCUGCGUUGUGCUGCAAAAAAAGAAAGAACACAGUUUAACAAUGUCGAAAAUAAGCUUCUGGAAAACUUAGAGCAUUUAUCUGAAAUGACCUCCGAGCAAAAAAACUAUCUAUUCGAGAAGAUUAAGACAUUUGCAAAAAAGCUAGGUGUAAAUGUAGUAGAAGUAGCAAAUGAAGCAGAAGUAGCAAAUGAAGCAGAAAUACCAGAAGAAAACAAGCUCUUGCCAAUAAACACUGCCCCAAAAAGCACAAGUAUAGUAGUUAUGGCAUGUGCUAUUCUUAUAAUAAUAUUAGCUACAGCGCUAUUUACUGCUUAUUCAAAGAGUGAAAUAAUAAAGUUUGCAAGUGCUAGUUAUUUAUGA